This is a messenger RNA of Acanthoscelides obtectus, 813 nucleotides long. The record is from the annotation of a GenBank genome assembly. NCBI's taxonomy places the organism in Eukaryota, Metazoa, Arthropoda, Insecta, Coleoptera, Chrysomelidae.
AUGAAACCAUCUCAACUGCAAGAUCAUCUGAGAAGAUGCCACCCUGAUAAAACAGAGAAAGAUUUGAAAUACUUUCAAACACUCAAAGAUAAAUUUCAGAAGAGACCUACACUGGACAGAAUGUUCGCUUCGACGUCACAAAGAAAUGAUCAUGGUUUGCAGGCGUCUUACAAUAUCUCGUUACUUAUAGCAAAAUCCGGAAAACCGCAUACUAUCGGAGAAAAGUUAAAUUUGCCAGCCGUUGAAGAGGUUUUAAAAACUGUUUUACACAAACCUGCUUCUGAUAUCAUUAAAAGAGUUCCCUUAAGCAACAAUACUGUUGAAAGACGUAUUGAUGAAAUGAGUUCUGAUAUUGAAAUCUUCUUAUGUAAUUAUUUGCAAACGACCCAUUUCUCUAUACAACUGGACGAGUCAACUUUACCUGAUAAUGCAACAUUAUUACUGGCAUAUGUUCGUUUCAUUAUGAAUCAAGAAAUCUACGAAGAACUGCUCUUCGCAAGAACUUUGAUAACCGACACUAAAGGUGAAUCAAUAUUUCAUGUUUUGAAGGAUUACUUCAUUAAAGAAGCAAUUCCUUUAUCAAAUAUAACAUCAGUAGCUACAGAUGGAGCACCUGCCAUGGUUGGACGUUAUCGUGGAUUAAUAAGCUAUUUAAAACAAAAUGUGACAGGGGUGUUAGCAAUACAUUGCGUCAUCCAUCGACAACAUUUAGUUCGUAAAAAUUUGAGCGUUAGAUUGCAUGAAUCACUUCAUUUAGUCAUUGAUGCAGUAAACCGAAUCCGAAGCAACGCGUUGAAUACGCGGUUUGUGUGA